This is a messenger RNA of Solenopsis invicta (red fire ant), 4107 nucleotides long. Its product is annotated as fatty-acid amide hydrolase 2. The transcript is spliced from 9 exons. NCBI's taxonomy places the organism in Eukaryota, Metazoa, Arthropoda, Insecta, Hymenoptera, Formicidae. Bases 651 to 2261 code for a protein of 536 amino acids. The record is from RefSeq and is a predicted model, not a curated record.
GUUCGGUCUCCUUAUUCUACUUCAUGGUCGUUGUAUUUCGUCGAUAUGACAGAUUUUCUAACCUGUAUAAUUAUCAACUUUAAUGAGUAAUAUCUUUAUUCGUGGAAUAAAGCGAUACUUUUUGCUGUUAGAUUCUUUCAUUUUGUAUAAAAACGCGACAAAUGAGCCUAAUAUCAUCAAAAUUGGAUUAAUUGAAGUGGUGUGUUUUAAAUAAAUACUAAUCGAACUGGUUUAAAAUUUUUUGUUAUUCAAUCAAUGAGUAACAAAGAUAGAGCAACGCUUGUGUUGACUCGUGUCUCGUGAAAGCAUCCUUACUCAGCGAUUUCGUAAUUGUUCUGUGAAGUAAACUUUGUAAUGAUUAUUAUUAUUAUUAGCUCGCAUUAAACCAGUUUUAAUUUAGUUUUGACAUAACGUAUGAAAAGUGUCAUCAUUUAUGUUGGUUCUUUUAAUUGAAAACGAGCGAAUUAAAAGAAAGAAGUGUAGUACCGAGUUCCGAAGGAAUACAUAUAUAUAAAUGUUUUUAAAAAAUUUGAAUUACACGAUUAUGCACUUCCAAAGUGUUAAACGUAUUUAACCACUUUUCUAUGCAAUUUUAAGAGAGUUGAUAUCGUCAAUUAGUAUUUCUCAUUCUUCUCUCAGUCUGUAGAACCAUGUGCACUUCCGUGAAAAACAAGGAUUCUCCACAAUGUCAGGAUACAUUGCAGUGUGUGAAACAAUUAUGCUGGAAUAUUUUACGAUGUAUAAUUGUACAACUACAUUUCCUUUUUGACAUGAUCAUAGACUUUGCCUUUGGCAUGUAUUACGAUAAAAAAGUGAAGAAGGUGCCACCAGUAAAGAAUAAAUUACUGUUAGAAAGUGCAGUUUCUUUAGCAGAGAAGAUUAGGACGAAGAAGGUUACAUCAGAGGAAAUUGUGAGGACUUAUAUUGAGAGAUGCAAGGAGGUAAAUGGUUUGAUAAAUGCAGUCGUGGAAACUAGAUAUUCAGAUGCAAUUGAAGAAGCAAAGGCAGUAGAUGCUAUGAUAGAAAAAUGUACGGAUUUGGAAAAAAUAAAGAUAUUGCAGCCAUUCUUGGGAGUACCUUUCACCACGAAAGAAAGCAAUCGAGUUAAAGGUUUAAUCCAUUCCAUGGGCUUGCCCUGUCGUCGUAAUCAUCGUGCGGAGGAGGAUGCCACUGCAGUUCGUUACCUUAAAGAGGCUGGUGGGAUUUUAAUUGCUACAACCAAUGUUCCUGAGCUCAACUUAUGGACCGAGUCAAGGAAUAAUCUAUACGGACAGACAAAUAAUCCUUAUAAUACCACUAGAACGGUCGGUGGCAGCAGUGGCGGGGAAGGAGCCAUAGUAGCAGCAAGUGGUUCUCCGUUCUCUAUCAGUAGUGAUAUAGGAGGUUCUAUAAGGAUGCCCGCGUUCUUCAAUGGAUUGUUUGGUCAUAAGCCUAGUGAAGGGUUGACUCCAAUGUCUGGAAUCGGAUUGCGGGAGAAAGAUUAUCCAGAUACUAUAGCAGCAGUUGGACCGAUUUGUAGGAAGGCUGAAGAUCUGAUACCCUUUGUGAAAGUAUUAAUUGGUCCUAACGUGACUAAAUUAAGGCUAGAUGAACCGGUCAAUCUAAAGAAUUUGAAAGUGUUCUAUCAAGAGAGUUCUGGCGAUUUGAGAACAAGCAAAGUGAACAGGACUAUGCGAGCUACAUUAACAAAGGUGGUACAACAUUUCAAAGAAUUGACAGGUUCUGCAACAAAGAUUAAAAUACCAGGUUCCGAAUAUAGUUUCAAACUGUGGAGAUAUUGUAUGAGUUGCGAGGAUGUUAAUUUCAAGCUAAAUAUCACGGAUCGAAAGUAUGUCGCCAGCGCAAGUGGAGAAAUUUAUAAUCUACUUACUGGAAACUCACAGUUAACAUUUGCUGCUAUCAUGAAAUUAAUAGAUGAGGAUUUGUUGCCGCGGGAGAACGCCGAAUGGGCAAAAAAUGCCACUGCAAAAGCGAAACAAUUCUUGGCGGAGAAAUUGGGUGACAACGGAAUAUUAUUUUAUCCUUCGGCACCAUUUCCCGCUAUCUAUCAUUAUUCUGCAUUUUUGAGACCUUUCAACUUUGGCUAUUGGUGUUUAUUCAAUAUUUUGCGAUUUCCAACUUGCCAAGUGCCACUAGGGUUGGACGACAAGGGUUUACCAGUUGGUAUUCAGGUGGUAGCAGCUCCUUAUAAUGAUCAUCUAUGUUUUGCGGUGGCUAAAGAACUUGAAGCAGCAUUCGGUGGUUGGGUUCCACCAUCAUGAAUCUCGUGCAAAGUACAUGACUUUUUAUUUAAAAAAAAUUAUGGUAAGUAAUAUAUAAUUGAGUGCUACAUUCACUUGAAACAGCAUUCGGUGGUUGGGUUCUAUCAUUAUGAAUCACGGUGGAAAGUACAUGUGUCUUUUUAUUAAAAAGAAUUAUGUUAAAUAAUAUGUAAUCGAUUUCUACAUUUAUUUGGAGCAUUUGUAAAAUAAGGGGAUAAUAGGUAAUACAUAGAAUGUCCCUAUUUACCGCACCAUCUGUUAACAGCAGAUUUCUGAAGUUUAGAGAUGAAAAUUCAAAAACGUUGAAAUUACAAUAGUUUUUAAACAAAAACAAAAUGUUUAAAGAUGAGAAAAAAUUGAAUCAUCCUGGGAUAUUGUGCGUAAUAAUUAGGCUGUGGAAAUGUAAAAACGCUAUUGCAAAUACAUAUCUGUUGUCAUAUGUUUUUUAUCAAUUUAUUAUGAUAAAUUAUAUGAUAGGAUAAGUCCGGUAUACAUACAUGUCGCAUCUAUCUUAAUUAAAACUUAAUUUUUUUAUCAAGUAUUUAUUAUGCUUAAGUAAGUAAAUUAUAUACUUAAAACUUUGUACUAUCUAUAACUUUAAAAAAUUAAGAAUAUGAUAUAUUCUUUUUAUGUUUGAGAAAAUGAACUUUUAAAAAUUUUUGCAUUUUUGUACUGUAUAUAAAAAAAAGAUAGGAUAUAUAGCUAUUCAUUAGUGUGAGACAAUUAAGGUGAACAAAGAAUACAAGCUACGCACUUGUAUUUUAUUACACUACACCUUUUAAUUGUCCUCACACUUAUGUUACAAAAUAACUAAUGUCUAUUUCCAAUACAUUUUCUGUAAAAAAGCAAUUAUUUUACAUAGUUGUGUAAUAUAUCGUUUUGCUACUUAUUGACAAAUUUAUUCCAAUCACGAAUUUUUAAUUAAUAUUAACAUAAAAUAUUAAAAUCACAAUACAAUACUAAUAUAACAUUAAUAAAGACAUAUAAUAGAGCAGUUGUCUUUACUUACCUUCACCCAUUCUUUUCUUUUAUUUCUGCGACAUAAAUACUCGUACGGCGUAAAUACCGGAAUUUUCUUCUGCGACAUAAAUCUUUGCAUAUAAAUACCGGAGUUAUCCUAUAUUAAUUUGAAUAUGUGAUACUUCUGUAAUAAACUCUUAAGGGAAUACUAAACCUAAGGCUGAACGUCCUUGACGUCAGUACUACAGAUUCUUUUUUUGAGCGAAAGUCGAGCGGCAUGCAGGGCGAAGGAUAAGGGGAAUAGUGCUAAGGCCAGGCGAGUAGUCUUGUUUUAACGCAAACAUGAAUACAUCAUCUGUCUUUGUUCUUCGAUUUUAACACUAUUUAAUAAAAAAUCUGUCACCUACUGUAUCACAAAAUAACUGCUCUGUUUACAUAGUUCAUCUUUGCUGAGCGAAAUAUACCUACAGUAAAGGUUCAUCAGAAUAUCUUUUUUGUUUGUUUUUUUAACAAUUUUUUAACUUUAUUCAAUUUUCUUGUAUACCAUUACCAAUGUAUUUGUUACACGCAUUUAAAUUCUGGAAAAAGUUUUUGUAAUUCUGUAAAGCCAAUUUUAAGAUAUUCAGAUGAUGUAAAUGUUGAUAAUUCACGCGACUUUAGUAUCUCUUUAAUGAUCUGAAUACACAUAAUGUAUGUACACAUAUAUGCACAUACAUAAUUUAUUGUAAAAUUAAUAUAUUUUUCUAUUGUUUUAAGUAUACACAAACAAUGAUCAUAUAUUAAUUAAGUUACACAUAUGCAAUGAUUAUGUAAACUAACUGUUCUUUAAUAAGUUUAGUUAGUAAAAUUAAAUAGACAAUAAUAUGUCAUAAUUUAAAAAAAAAUU